This is a messenger RNA of Aplysia californica (California sea hare), 3334 nucleotides long. Its product is annotated as DNA mismatch repair protein Msh2. Gene Ontology annotation, molecular function: mismatched DNA binding; ATP-dependent DNA damage sensor activity; ATP binding. Gene Ontology annotation, cellular component: MutSalpha complex; nucleus. Gene Ontology annotation, biological process: mismatch repair; mitotic recombination. The record is from RefSeq and is a predicted model, not a curated record. NCBI's taxonomy places the organism in Eukaryota, Metazoa, Mollusca, Gastropoda, Aplysiida, Aplysiidae.
GACGUUUGUGAGACAGAUCUAUGGCUCUGCAACCGAAACAAGACCUUCAGCUUGACAAUGUCCAAGAGCAAGGGUUCUUAUCUUUUUUCUCCAGUUUGCCAGAGAAACUUGGCACAACCCUGAGAGUGUUUGACAGAACGGACUACUACACGGUCCACGGGCAGGAUGCUUUGUUCGUGGCCAAAGAAGUCUUCAAGACUUCAGGUGUCAUUAAAUUUAUCGGAACAGGUUCCAAGAAGCUGGAGUCUGUUGUUCUCAGCCGCAUGAACUUUGAGGCCUUGGCGAGAGAUCUCCUGCUGGUGCGACAGUACAGGAUCGAAGUCUACGGCAACAAGGCCGGGGGAAAGUCAAAUGACUGGUCUCUCUCGUUCAAAGCAUCACCAGGGAACCUCACACAAUUUGAGGACAUACUAUUUGGCAACACAGAAAUGUCUGCAUCAGGCGGAGUGGUGGGCCUUAAGGUUGCCAGCGACGAUGGCCAAACGGUUGUGGGAAUCGGUUAUGCUGACUCCAUCCUCCGAACGUUUACGGUCAGCGAGUUCCCGGACAAUGACCAGUUUUCUAACCUUGAGGCCCUGUUGGUACAGCUGGGAGCCAAGGAGUGUGUGCUGGCCGCUGGGGAGGCCGUCGGUGACACAUCCAAGCUCAGACAGGUGCUCAACAGGAGUGGCCUGAUGGUCACUGAGAGGAAAAAAGUGGAGUUCAGCAACAAAGACAUUGUUCAAGAUCUGAACCGACUGCUCAAAGUUAAGAAAGGAGAAAAGCCAAACAGUGCAACUCUAGCUGAAGUGGACAAAACCAUUGCGAUGUGUGCCUUGUCGGCUGUAAUCAAGUACCUUGAGCUAUUGUCCAACGAGGAUAACUUUGGUCAGUUCCGACUUUCAACCUUUGACCUUAGUCUGUACAUGAAACUGGACGCUGCGGCAGUACGAGCGCUCAAUCUGUUACCUGCAGUUGGGGAAGCCAAUAAGAGUCAAAGUCUUCUUGGUCUCUUGAACAAAUGUCGCACCCCACAAGGUCAGAGGUUACUGGGUCAGUGGGUCAAACAGCCUUUGUUGGACAUACAGAGAAUUGAGGAGCGUCUGAAUGUGGUGGAGUCCAUGUUGGAAGACACGGAGCUCAGACAGACGCUGCAUGACGAUCAGCUGAAGAGAGUUCCUGACUUCCAGAGGCUGGCCAAAAAAUUUCAGAGGAAGAGAGCAACUCUCCAGGACUGUUACCGGGUGUACCAAGCUCUGGACAAAAUGCCGCUGCUGCUGGAGACCCUGGAGAAAAGUGAGGGGAAACAUCGGGCGCUGCUCAUGGAGAUGUUUAGUAAUCCUGUCAAGGAGUUACUGCUAGAUUUUGCCAAAUACCAGGAGAUGGUGGAGACGACGGUGGACAUGGAGCAGAUUCAACAACACGAGUUUGUCAUACGCGCAGAUUUUGACGAUAAUCUCACAGAACUGAGGAACAAAAUGGACGAGCUGGAGAAGGAGAUCAAGGGACAGCUGAACAAGGUGGCCAGAGAUCUGAACCUAGAACCUAACAAAACUCUCAAGUUGGAAAGUAACAACCAGCUGGGAUAUUUCUUCAGAGUCACAAGAAAGGAAGAGAAAGCGCUGAGGAACAACAAGAAGUACCAUACCAUCGAUACCAACAAAAACGGUGUGCGCUUCCACAACUCAUCCGUGCGACAGCUCAAUGAUGAGUACCAGCAGGCGCGGGAGGAUUACAACGAGCAGCAGAAGAGUGUGGUGGCAGAAGUCAUCAAUAUCGCAGCCGGCUACGUGGAGCCCAUGUGUAUGCUCAACGACAUUGUGGCCCAGCUGGACGUCCUGGUCUCCUUCUCCAUCGCUUCCUCCGGUGCUCCCAUCCCUUAUGUCAGGCCAAAGCUGCUUCCUAAAGGAGAUGGCAUUCUGAGACUCACAGAAAUUCGACAUCCAUGUUUGGAAAUGCAAGAUGACGUUUCUUUCAUCUCCAAUGAUGCUACUUUUGAAAAAGAUUCCCAAAUGUUUCACAUAAUCACAGGUCCCAACAUGGGAGGAAAAUCUACAUACAUCAGAUCUGUGGGAGUGGCUGUGCUGAUGGCCCAGAUUGGGUGCUAUGUGCCGUGUUCCAGCGCAGAGAUUUCCGUCACUGACAGCAUCCUGGCGCGUGUUGGUGCAGGAGACUCACAGCUCAAGGGCGUGUCUACCUUCAUGGCUGAGAUGUUGGAAACCGCCUCCAUUCUCAGGAGUGCGAGCCCUGACUCCCUUAUCAUCAUUGACGAGCUGGGCCGAGGGACAUCCACCUACGACGGCUUUGGUCUGGCCUGGGCCAUCUCUGAACAUAUCUCCAUAAAGAUCAAGUGCUUCUGUGUGUUUGCCACACACUUCCACGAGCUGACAGCUUUGGCUGACGUUGUACCAACGGUGAACAACUUGCACGUCACAGCUCUCACCACUGACGACACUCUCACACUUCUCUAUAGAGUCAAGCCAGGUGUGUGUGACCAGAGUUUUGGCAUCCAUGUGGCAGAGCUGGCACACUUCCCUAAACACGUUAUCGAGGCAGCGAAAGAGAAGGCCAGCGAACUAGAAGACUUCCAGAACAUUGGACUUGAAUCAGAGGGUCUGGCUGGUGACGACGAACCAGCUGUGAAAAAGAGGAAACUUGCCAAACAGGAAGGGGAAGAAAUCAUCCAAGACUUCCUUAGCAAAGUGCGAAAACUGCCUCACGACACGCUAACCUCUGAAGAGCUUCUGGACAAGGUGAAAGAAUUCAAGACAGAAGUGAUGGCCAAGGACAACCCAUUCAUCAAAGACUUGCUGGCCAGAAAGUCGAGAACUUAACAUAAUCAUUGUGAAUGAAUUGUUGUUUACAUUUCAGAUUCACAAAGAAUUUUCUCUCAGGAAACUAAGCCUAGAGCUUACUCAUAAGUCUAGCAUGGUUGAAAUCAGUUUUAUAAAAUUCCAAUAUAUAGUGGAGUCUGCUCAUCCCAACAUGGAUAAUCCAAAAAGAGUGGUAAACUGAAUGAAAAUAAAAUCUCCCUUUCUUUAAUUCGUAUAUUUGAGCAACUUCUAUAAACCAAAAACCCUACUAAACCGAAGAAAAUCCAGUGGUUCUGCAGAUUUCGGUUAAAGUGGGCUCUAUUGUACGUGUUCUGUAUUGUUUUCAUGAUCAAAUAUGAUGUAAAGCAACAUAUAUGAGUAUUUCUGUACAGUUUGUUAAAUGAUUGAUUGUGGCUGAGGAUUUUUGGAAAUUUAUUUUGCCCCAACAUAACAUUUCUUCAUGAGAUGAUAGUUUUGGGGAAAGUUGUCAAUGUCAAAAGCCAAUUUGUAUCCGACUUAGAAUAAACUUAUAAAAAGUAAAA